This is a messenger RNA of Diceros bicornis minor, 887 nucleotides long. Its product is annotated as probable protein BRICK1. Gene Ontology annotation, biological process: actin filament organization; regulation of actin polymerization or depolymerization; cell motility. Bases 39 to 266 code for a protein of 75 amino acids. Gene Ontology annotation, cellular component: SCAR complex. The record is from RefSeq and is a predicted model, not a curated record. Gene Ontology annotation, molecular function: protein-containing complex binding. NCBI's taxonomy places the organism in Eukaryota, Metazoa, Chordata, Mammalia, Perissodactyla, Rhinocerotidae. The transcript has 3 exons.
GAAGCGCCUGCGCAGUCGCUCGUCCUUAGGCGGCAGCCAUGGCGGGACAAGAGGAUCCGGUGCAGCGGGAGAUUCACCAGGACUGGGCGAACCGGGAGUACAUUGAGGUCAUCACCAGCAGCAUCAAGAAAAUCGCGGACUUUCUCAACUCGUUCGAUAUGUCUUGUCGUUCAAGACUUGCAACACUAAACGAGAAAUUGACAGCCCUUGAACGGAGAAUAGAGUACAUUGAAGCACGGGUGACAAAAGGUGAGACCCUCACCUAGAACUGUGCCAUGCUGCUGCUGGGAAGUUGCUUUACAGAACACAGGCCUACGUGGGAAAGGCUCCAGCAGCCGUCAGCUCCUCCUUCUCUCCUUAAAGAGCAACAGGGCUUAUUCUUGUUUUUCUUUCCUUCAAAAAUGUGGCCUUUGGGCUCUGCCGUGUACAUCUGAGAGUGUGAUGUGGCAUGUGGGGAGAGGUCCGGGGGGAACUCUUGGAAACAACAUUAGGCAUUUUACCUUUUCAGUAACAUUUUGUAGAACUACUUGUCAAUGUGUUUGAGGCAUUCAAAGCCAAAAGCCCGGGAGCCCUUGUUAAGGUCCUCCCCACCGCUCGCUCUCUCUCUCUCUUUCCUUACAGCUCUCAUUGCCUCUGCAUUGAUUCUAUAAACAGUCUUUGUCUCCUCCCCACCUUUGAUGGGGGGUGGGAGGCAGUCCUGGCUGAGACACUCACGUCCUGGCAAGGUGGCUGCCAGAGAGUGUUGUUGCUAACCCAACAGUGUCUGUCCUUUUGGGGAGGUCCAGGCCAGAUCCCCACUUGGCUUAAAGGGACAUUUUCAGAGUUUUCUUUCUGUCACUUGGGGUGUCUUUGCCUCUCAUAUUUCCCUAAUAAACUCCUCAACUUUA